Messenger RNA from Fraxinus pennsylvanica, 1197 nucleotides. The record is from the annotation of a GenBank genome assembly. Lineage: Eukaryota; Viridiplantae; Streptophyta; Magnoliopsida; Lamiales; Oleaceae.
AUGGAAAAACUGAGAAAAGCAGUGAACAAAAUAGCCUAUACGCCUCUCUCUCAAAGGUUCUCCACUUUGUCUCCGGUGCACCUCUCUCUGAUCCCACUUCUCUCCUUGGCUUCCUAUCUCUACGGGUUCGCUAUCUCCCUCCGCCACCGCCUCUAUCACCUCAACCUCCUCUCCGUGCAUAGGUUGCCAGUGCCAGUGAUUAGUGUUGGGAAUUUGACUUGGGGAGGCAAUGGAAAGACUCCAAUGGUGGAGUUCGUUGCACGCUUGUUGGCCGAUACAGGAAUACCUCCUCUUAUUCUUACAAGGGGCUAUGGUGGUGCGGAUGAAGCUAAAAUGCUUCAGAGGCAUUUGCGUGGGACAUAUGCUAAGAUUGGUGUGGGUGCAAAUCGAGCUGCCACGGCCCAUAGCUUUCUUGAACAAUAUGGUUACAUGAAUCUUCGCAGCACUACGUGCUCUGAGAGGCUUCUGUCCCAUGAAAAAGUGAAAAAUCAUUCUAAUUCAGGUCAUAUUUGUGCUGCAAUCCUAGAUGAUGGAAUGCAGCAUCUAAGUUUAUGGCGUGAUCUAGAGAUUAUAAUGGUGAAUGCAAUGAUGCCGUGGGGAAAUGGUCAAUUACUUCCACUUGGACCACUAAGGGAACCUUUGACUGCACUCAACCGAGCAGAUAUCAUUGUCAUCCAUCACGCAGACUUGGUAGCAAAACAUGAUAUUGAAGCCCUUGAAUCAACAAUUCGAGAAGUUGAAAAGGUUCUUCCUGUAUUCUUCACUAAAAUGGCUCCGUCACACUUCUUGAAAGUUGGAAACACGUCAAGUAGAAUUCCACUGAAGCUUGUCACUAAUAAGAUUGUAUUAUGUGUUUCUGGCAUCGGAUUUCCUGACUCCUUCAUUCAGAGGAUCGAGAAGAUGGGACCAACAAUUGUAGAUCGGCUAGACUUCAGUGACCACCAUUUAUUUCAACUCGAGGAUAUUGACAUGAUAAGAGCAAGACUGGAAGAACUCGAAUCCAAGUUUGCUGCUAAACCAGUUGUCAUUGUAACUGAAAAGGAUUAUGAUCGAGCUCCAGACGUUCUUGAAAAUUUGAAACCGUUUGAUAUUUUGGUACUUUGUUGUAACUUGCAAAUUCUGGCUCAUAAGGGAAGCACGGAAGAUAGCUUCAAAAUGAUCAUCAAGCAGCAUCUAAGGCAAGAUGAUCGGGUGUAA